Drosophila biarmipes is the source of this 1838-nucleotide messenger RNA. It is a transcript of the gene Cpr92F, whose product is annotated as histidine-rich protein PFHRP-II. The coding region runs from base 150 to 1298 and encodes 382 amino acids. Gene Ontology annotation, molecular function: structural constituent of chitin-based larval cuticle. NCBI's taxonomy places the organism in Eukaryota, Metazoa, Arthropoda, Insecta, Diptera, Drosophilidae. The transcript is spliced from 2 exons. The record is from RefSeq and is a predicted model, not a curated record. Gene Ontology annotation, cellular component: chitin-based extracellular matrix.
AGUCCUAGUCGUGGUUCUAGGAGGUUCAACCAGCGUCCAGCGACCACUGCCUGUGUCGUGUCGUGUGUAGUUAGUUUUCCACUUCCGUGCAUCCCCAGUGUGUCCCCGAAACUCCUUUUCGAAGCUCGAACGCGUGAUCUUAGCUCAAAAUGAAGCCAUUCUUUAUUGCCGCAGCACUGCUGGUCUCCACGGUGUCCGCCUCCUGGCACGGAGCCGUCUCCACACAGUACCAGCACCUGGACCCGCACAGCCACACCUACUCCUACGGAUACGCCGAUCCCAACUCACAGAAGCACGAGACGCGCGGCCAUGAUGGCACCACACACGGCUCCUACUCCUACGUGGAUGGCCAUGGCCAUGUGCAGUCGGUGUCCUACACCGCUGAUCCCCACCAUGGCUUCAAUGCCGUGGGCACCAACCUGCCGCAGGCACCUCAGGCCCACGCCGCCCCCGUCUACGCUGCCGCCCACUCCCACGGCUCCUACGCGCCCUACGCCCACGGACCCAUCCACAUCCCGGUGCUGACCCACGGCGGAGUGCCCGUCGAUACGCCCGAGGUGCAGCAUGCCAAGGCCGCCCAUGCCGCCGCCCACGCUGCUGCUGCCCACAAUGCCGGUGGACACCACCUGUACAAGCGCUCCAUCUACGGAGGAGGAUGGGCCUAUGGCCAGGCCGCCCAUGUCCCACUGACCCAUGGAGGUGUGCCCGUUGAUACUCCUGAUGUGCAGGCUGCCAAGGCUGAGCACUAUGCCGCCCAUGCCAAGGCCCUGGGAGCCGUGGCCCAUGCCCAUGGAGCUCCUGUCGAGACGCCCGAGGUGCAGCACGCCAAGGCCGCUCACUUUGCCGCCCACGCUGCCGCCCGCUCCGGACAUGCCAUUGCCCCCAUCAAUCACGGCGGCUACCAUGUGCCCGUGAUCCACAACGGAGUGCCCGUGGAUACGCCCGAGGUGCAGCACGCCAAGGCCGCCCACUACGCCGCCCUGUCCCAGGCCUCCGCCCACGGAGGAGCUUCCUCCCAUGGAUCCUGGGAUGAUGGCCGCUACGACGGACGCUGGGAGCAGAGCCACAGCAGCCACAACAGCUACGCCACCGGCUAUGCGCACAAGGGACCCAUCCACAUCCCGGUCAUCCACAACGGAGUGCCCGUGGAGCCCGCCGAGGUGCAGCACGCCCGUGCCGCGCAUCUGAGUGCUGUGGCUGCCGCUGGACACGGCGCUCCGGUCAGCCACGGUGGCUACUAUGGUAGCAAUGGACACGAGGACGAUGGCCAGUACCAUGCGCACUACGACCACUACUAGGGGAUCGAGGGAUCGGCACUUGACCUCCGAUCGACGACGAGCAUCUCUAUACUCUCUGCCUAACCGACUACCGAAGCCAGCGGGGCGUAUGCUCAACUUUGCAUUGCGUAUACGCACGCUAGAGCGACUUUAACGCAGCAUUCCCAACUCUGUAUCUAUCUGUCUGUCUGCCCCUCAAACUAUCUUUCUGUUACAACUAUCUUUCACCACCUGAAAAACUCACACACGAACACGGAAAACUGAAAGCCACUACACACGGGAGAUUGAAGUUCUUCGGAGGAAGACUUCCUUGCCCGCUGGGUUUCCCAGUCACAGCACACACAUCUUCCUACCUAAAACUCUCUGUACUAGACUUUCUCCUACUUUCUCCUUCCUCGAAAAUCUACAUCUUCUUUCUCCCAUCUCACUUCGAUUGAGAAACGCUGUAUGAGUACGUUGUAAAUAACUGUUGUAAUCUUUAUGUAUCUAACCAGAUAUAGAUCUAUAUUUUAUAUGAAACUGCAAACAGACAAAUAAACUGCAAAAAUGUAUUUGAUCACA